UUUAAAAGGUGCUGGGGCCGGGCCGGCUCGGCUGCAAACCCCCCGGGUCCCGCUGCCUCGCUUCUCCUCUCGCCGCCUCAGCCGCUGCUCUCGCUCGCCAUGCUCUCCGUCCGCGUCCCGCUCGCCACCAUCACCGACCAGCAGCAGCUGAAGGUGUCGCCGCUGAAGCGGCUCAGCCUGGCCGAGAAGGAGAACACGCCGCCGGCCGUCAGCGCCACUCGCGUCCUGGCCAGCAAGGCUGCGAGGAGAAUCUUACAGGACCCGGCCGAACCGGAAAGCAAAGUCUCUGCUAACCCCAGCGUUGAGGAUGAGCCGUUACUGAGAGAAAAUCCCCACCGCUUCGUCAUCUUUCCCAUCAAAUACCAUGACAUCUGGCAGAUGUACAAGAAAGCGGAGGCCUCCUUUUGGACGGCCGAGGAGGUGGACCUCUCCAAGGAUAUCCAGCACUGGGAGGCUCUGAAACCCGACGAGAGACAUUUCAUAUCCCACGUUCUGGCUUUCUUCGCAGCAAGUGACGGCAUAGUUAAUGAGAACUUGGUGGAGCGAUUUAGCCAGGAAGUUCAAGUCACGGAGGCCCGCUGUUUCUAUGGCUUCCAAAUUGCCAUGGAAAACAUACAUUCUGAAAUGUACAGUCUCCUGAUUGACACCUACAUUAAAGAUCCCAAGGAGAGGGAGUAUCUCUUCAAUGCUAUCGAGACGAUGCCUUGUGUAAAGAAGAAGGCGGACUGGGCCCUGCGUUGGAUUGGGGACAAAGAGGCUACGUACGGAGAACGUGUUGUGGCCUUCGCCGCCGUGGAAGGCAUCUUCUUCUCUGGUUCUUUCGCAUCCAUAUUCUGGCUCAAGAAGCGGGGACUGAUGCCCGGCCUUACAUUUUCCAAUGAGCUUAUCAGCAGAGACGAGGGUUUACACUGUGACUUUGCCUGCCUGAUGUUCAAGCACCUGGUACACAAGCCAUCGGAGCAGAGGGUAAAAGAAAUAAUUGUCAACGCCGUGAGGAUAGAGCAGGAGUUCCUCACGGAGGCCCUGCCCGUGAAGCUCAUCGGGAUGAACUGCACCCUGAUGAAGCAGUACAUUGAGUUCGUGGCCGACAGGCUGAUGCUGGAGCUGGGCUUUAACAAGAUUUUCAAAGUAGAGAAUCCAUUUGACUUCAUGGAAAAUAUUUCACUAGAAGGAAAGACAAACUUCUUUGAGAAGCGAGUGGGCGAAUACCAGAGGAUGGGGGUGAUGUCGAGUUCAACGGAGAAUUCUUUUACCUUGGAUGCUGAUUUCUAAGUAAACUGACGGUGCUCUUUGCUGAUUUUCCUCCCUUGUCAUAAAAAAAAAAAAAUCAGCAAAAAAAACCCAAAAAAACAAAAACAGCCAAUCAACUAGCUACACCAUGAAUGGUCAUUAAAUAUGUUGUCCGGUGUCUAAAAGCUGUGUAGCUACUUCAGUCGGUGCUUUUUUUGCUAGUGGGUCACUAGAAGAAGAGAGGAUGUUUCACAACCAAAGGGGAGAUCCUGCCCUUGGUCACCUUUGGCUCACCGCGCCCGAUAACAGCAUUGAUCCGGCUCUGUGAGAGGCGGCCCUCCAGCAAGCAGGACUAAACAUUGAGUUGCCGCAAGGCCGUUUAAAGAUGUCGGCCUCUUCCACUCCUUCCUGUGGACUCUAGAGUUUACUUAAGUUUGUAAAUAAAACUGGCACUUUGCACAUAGUCGAGGAGGAGGAAAGCCUGGUUUAUUUGGUUUCUAGACCAAGCACCAAGUGUUCUCUCUGCCACUCAUGGCAGCUGAUGAAAAUCUAAGUGAUGUAGUCCGUCCUGUGCGAUCUAGGCAUUAGCCUGCUGGUGCUAGUCAUGGACAGGGUGAAUGUUAUCCCAGAGAUUAGGGCAUCUCCUGCUUCAUAGAACUUCCAGCUUUGAGUCUCUAGAAACCUAGGCGGCAUUUGGAACACUUGCUGGUUAGCCCAGGCCUGGUCUUCAUUUGUAUGAAAAGCAGUAUCUUUUUUUUUCCCAAAGUUAUACUUUGCUCCAUUUCUAGUUUGUAUGGAGUCCUGAAAAGGCUUUAUAAGGUAGGAUUUUCAGUAGUGACCCACACACACUCUUGAUUUUUGUCAGUAGUAAAGCUGUGGCUGAAAUCUGCUCUCCUAAAAGAUGCAGGAGACUUUUGAUUGUGUGAACAAGUACUAUUGAAAUUUGAUCCACUGAUUAAUUGACGAGACCUGGAACUUGCUGUGUAGACCAGGUUAGUCUCUUAAACUUGCCUAUGUCUCCCAAACACUGGUAUUAAGGUUUGUGCCACCAUACCUGGCUUUAUCCGGUGAAUUCCUAAACACCAGAAACCAGUACUACAUGGGCUGUUAAUGUGUAUUCCACUCAGAUUGUCCGGCUGAAAUGCAGACCAGUAGAUACAGCUCACAGCUAGUGCGGAUUAAUCUGCUUUUAUGUGCAUUGAUCUGUUUUUGUGUUUAGGGAAUAAUCUAGAAUUCACCUAGUGAGUUUGAGAGGCUGGUUAGGGGUACAUAAGUGGAAUUGUCUUACAUCAAAACAGCGAGAGCAAGUGUGUUAACUGAUGUGUAUCAGCUGUUUGACCCCUGGUCGCUUUCUUUAUUGUUUGUACUAUGAGAUUGUUUAUACUUUUAAAUUAUUUUUAUUGUUGAAAUUAAUAAAAAAAAAGUCAAAAUUGCAUGGCA
Messenger RNA from Peromyscus leucopus (white-footed mouse), 2670 nucleotides. RefSeq names its product ribonucleotide reductase regulatory subunit M2 (gene Rrm2). Gene Ontology annotation, cellular component: cytosol. The transcript is spliced from 10 exons. The record is from RefSeq and is a predicted model, not a curated record. Gene Ontology annotation, molecular function: ribonucleoside-diphosphate reductase activity, thioredoxin disulfide as acceptor. Bases 100 to 1272 code for a protein of 390 amino acids. Lineage: Eukaryota; Metazoa; Chordata; Mammalia; Rodentia; Cricetidae. Gene Ontology annotation, biological process: deoxyribonucleotide biosynthetic process.